AUGGAACAUUUGGUGUUUAUUGACCAGGCUGUGGCGAAUUACUUGGAGUAUGCUCAUGAAUUGAUCGAUACAGCAAUUUCAACUGCUUUGAAAGCAAGCAAGCCUGUUAAUAUUAGCAUCAGCUGCAACUUGCCUGCAAUUCCUCAUCCCACUUUUGGCUCUGACCCUGUUCGCUUCACACUCUCUCCAAAAUUGAGUAACAAGAUGGGAUUAGAAGCGACGGUGGAGGCAGCGGCUGAGUUCUUGAACAAAGACAAGACCAUUAUCGUGCAGCCGGAUCAGGUAUCGAUCAUGAAUGGGAUAUUUGUUCCUGUAGGACAUCCUUUGAAGACAGUAGAACCUAAACAACCUUUGAGGGUUGAUGUCCUGCUUCAAUACAUACAGAACAUGCUCUCUAGUGAAACUACCAUCUUUGCCGAAGCCGGGGAUUCUUGGUAUGAAUUCCAUAUGCAGCAUGGAUCGAUCGGGUGGUCAGUAGGCGCUACUCUUGGGGACGCACAGGCUGUUCCAGAGAAACGUGAGAUUGCUUGUAUCAGUGAUGGUAGUUUCCAGGUGACUGCACAAGAUGUGCCGGUGAUGCUACGAUGUGGACAGAAGAGUAUAAUCUUUCUGAUAAACAACGGUGGUUACACCAUUGAAGUCGAGAUUCAUGACAGGCCAUACCACGUUAUCAAGAAUUUGAACUACACUGGCUUGGUGGAAGCAAUUCAUAAUAAGGGCAAGUGUUGGACUGCCAAGGUCUGUUGCGAGGAAGAGCUAAUUAAAGCGAUCGAGAGGGCAACAGGAGCCAUGAAAGACUGCUUAUGUUUCAUUGAAGUGAUAGUUCAUAAGGAUGAUACAAGCAAAGAGCUGUUGGAAUGUGGCUGUCGAGUCGCUGCCACUAAUGGCCGUCCGCCAUAUCCUCAGUACUCUCUUUUGCAGUUGCAGUGCCUUCAACAUGGUAACACAAACAUAUAUCUGCAUAUAUAG
Molecule: messenger RNA, 969 nt
Organism: Gossypium raimondii (Peruvian cotton)
Lineage: Eukaryota; Viridiplantae; Streptophyta; Magnoliopsida; Malvales; Malvaceae
Product: pyruvate decarboxylase 2-like
Exons: 5
Coding region: 1-969 (322 amino acids)
Molecular function (GO): thiamine pyrophosphate binding; carboxy-lyase activity
Source: RefSeq, a predicted model, not a curated record